CUGCUUGAGCAGCUGCCUGACACCAAGGGUCAGGGAGUGUGCUGGGCAGAAAUUUAAAUUCCUCGCUUUAAACAUACACUUUAUAACUAUUUCAAUUUCCUUUCUUUAUCUUAAGCUUUUAUUUAGCCUUUUUUUUAACUUGUUAAAUUAUUUCUCGCGCUUCUGAAAGCCUGUAUAAAAGACCCGAAGAUGAUUGAGACGGUGAGUGGUGCAGAAGGUCUGCCUUUUGUGCUCCAGCUGAAAGCUCUUCUAGAGCAGGAGGUCCGGUGUCAACCUAAACUGUGUGGCCUCCGUGUCCUGGAGUCGGCCCAUGACAACGGUAUGAGGAUGACCUCGAAGAUGAGGGACUUUGAGGUGAAAGAUCUUCUUUCUCUGACUUGCUUUUUUGGGUUCGGCGCUGAGACGUUCGCCCUCGCUGUGAGCCUCCUGGAUCGCUUUUUGUCUGCGAUGAAGAUCCAGCCCAAGCACCUGUCCUGUGUUGGCCUUUGCUGCUUCUACAUUGCUGUGAAGACCUCAGAAGAGGAGAAAAACGUCCCUCUGGCUAGCGAUCUGAUCCGAAUCAGCCAGAACCGCUUCACUGUUUCGGACAUGAUGAGGAUGGAGAAGAUAAUUCUGGAAAAGCUCUACUGGAAGGUUAAAGGUCCAACAGCACUGCAUUUUGUCCGACUGUUUCACAGCUACAUACAGGAGAAAGUGGAUGCUGACAGUAAAAAGAUACUUAUGGAGAGGCUUGAGGCUCAGCUGAAGGCCUGCCAUUGCUCCUUUGCAUUCACAAAGCUAAGGCCUUCAUUGGUGGCGCUGGCUCUGCUAGCUCUUGAGGUCGAGGAACAGCACGAGUCCGAGGCAGUACAAGCUCUGAGAGAUGCAGUGAAGGAUCUUCAGCACCAGCUGACAAUUAAAGAUGGGGACCUGGUGUGUGUGAGGGAGCUCAUCUCUAAGUGCCUGACUGAUUAUUCUUCCACCAAGAGCUGGAAGCCCAACAGCCAGAGACUGCGCUGGAUCAUCUCAGGUCGAACAGCUCGACAGCUGAAGCACAGUUACUACAAGAUCGCUCAUUUACCCACAAUCCCUGAAUCUGCUUUUUAAAAUCUGCAGUGUGGCUUUUUUUUUUUCCUUUUUCUCCAUUUUCUUUAAUUUCUGACUAAAUGUACUGUCUUGAUAUUGGCUUCUAGACAGAAUGUCUGUAUCAAGUGUGAAGAUCUGUAAAGAAACUUUUUUUUUUUUUCCUAUGAGCUUGCAAAUAUUUGACUUUGGGGAAACUCUAGUCAAGUUUUUUUGAUGGCCCUCAGCCAGAGAAGGUUGUAACUCCGUGGUUUGACCGGCUCAAGGGUGUCUACGUGGCCUGCUCAUUUAAAUCGGUGCCUGAUUGCGCCGGUUGUUUAAAGCAGUUGAAAGUAUUGAACCGCCUAGGUCCUCAGUCCACUAUGUGGAAGAGGAGGGAGAAGGGUUUUGUGAUUAAACGAACAUCAGAGGAACCAAGAAAUCGGCCCAAAGCCCUUAACUCCCACCCUAGGUUGUUGCUGUCCUCUAGCACACUCCUGCCCAAGGUGAUUAUAUAGAAGUUCCUUUUUUCUUUUUAACUGCUGUUUUGUUCAGCAGCGGUUAGUUAACGUGAUCCGUCACUGAACGCUAAAACGACUGACCUUUUUGAUUUUGUAGGUCAGGGUUUAAAAUUAAACUACAUGUAUGGGGUCUAAUGGCUAAAAUUGUUAAUCAGGACAAAAGUCGUUGUUUUCUCAAGGGUACUAACAGACAAUUGAGUUGAUUUAAAUGUGUAAUUUGAUUUAACCAAAUUAAUGAGUGGUACCCUGAAUGUGGACCUUUCAAUAAAAGACUUAUUGAAAUGCUAA
Molecule: messenger RNA, 1850 nt
Organism: Tachysurus fulvidraco (yellow catfish)
Lineage: Eukaryota; Metazoa; Chordata; Actinopteri; Siluriformes; Bagridae
Gene: ccng1
Product: cyclin G1
Exons: 6
Coding region: 190-1086 (298 amino acids)
Biological process (GO): regulation of cyclin-dependent protein serine/threonine kinase activity; mitotic cell cycle phase transition
Cellular component (GO): cytoplasm; nucleus; cyclin-dependent protein kinase holoenzyme complex
Molecular function (GO): cyclin-dependent protein serine/threonine kinase regulator activity
Source: RefSeq, a predicted model, not a curated record